AGAUAUCUUCUGUUCACGAGGUAGCGUGGCGGUUUGUGUGUAUCUUGCGCUGAUGGAACGCACAGCCGGAUGGAUGCUGCAUGUGACAAAUUCUUCAUGACAGUCUCCAAGAUCGCCGACAGAAGACGUGUCGGAAAUCAUGUCCACAUGUACUAAAGUGCUGACUCUGGUCAUCACCUCUUUGGACUCCGUUGUGGGCGAUCGGAACCCAGCCUCCAUGAAUGGCACAUUUGAAGAGACUACCCACGCACAUCUCGGACGAGCCUGGCAAUUCUUAGGUUUCAUGUUCCCUGGCCUCAGUGUGUCAAGGACCAGCUGUGAUACUUGGAUUUUAUCAAUUAUCGCGGCGUGUCUCGUUGGUCUCAGUGGAGUCCUGCCUCUCCUGAUCGUGCCGGUGGAGACAGGAGCCAGUUUGAAACAUAACAUAAGUGGUCGUAUGCUGAAGCUCCUCCUGAGCUUUGCAGUGGGAGGUCUUCUGGGUGACGUAUUUCUUCACCUGCUUCCGGAAGCCUGGGCUCGGCUCCAAGACGGCAGCGUCGUCUCCCUUCAUGCGUACUUUACUCUGGGUCUCUGGGUCCUGCUCGGAGUCUUCACGUUCGUCAUUCUUGAACUGGUCUUCACGGCUAAACCACCGCCUCACUGUAAAGCUUCAACUGUCAACGUGACAGGUUACCUGAAUUUGGCUGCCAACUGUAUUGAUAACUUCACACAUGGACUGGCUGUUGCAGCAAGUUUCUUGGUAGGGAAUAAGAUGGGUUUAGUGACUACAUUUGCUAUCUUAGUCCACGAAAUUCCUCAUGAAGUGGGAGACUUUGCUAUUCUGCUCAAGGCAGGCUUCAGUCGCUGGGACGCGGCCAAGGCCCAGCUGUGGACGGCCAUGAUGGGCAUAGCGGGAGCGGUGACCGCGCUUUCUGCAAAUUCGCUGGAGGACGUCGAUAAAAGCACUUCCUGGAUCCUACCUUUUACUUGUGGAGGAUUCCUCAACAUCGCCCUUGUCAGUGUCCUGCCAGAUUUGCUAGAGGAAGAUGACCCCUGGGAGUCUGCAAAACAGCUAGCCUGCGUCUGCUGCGGCAUCAGCAUCAUGGGCGUCCUCCAGGUUGCUCUCGAGUAGCGUCAGCCUUUACUAGUCUCCGUUUCUCUCUCUCUCUCUCCCUCUCCAAAGAAACUAGUCGUCCAGUUUGUCCUUUUAUUCUCACAACUACAAUCUUAACCUCAUUGAAAAAAAAAAAAGAAAAGUCUAGACGGGCAACCGCCUAACGUGCUUCAGUUCAUGAGCGAGCCACAGUGCGAGCGUGAGAAGCGAAAGUGCUCCCAUCUGGUGGGCCGAGGCCAGGGCAAUCGGCACUUGCGUCAGCAGUGUUGUGACUCCCAACGUCGCCUGCAUCCAAGCCAAGCCGGCCACGCAGGUCAGUGCCAGGCGCGCGCGGGGCGUUAACGCGCGCCCGCGUCCCAGGGCCCAGAGCAGCGUAGCUGCACAUACCGUGGUCACACCCUGCGAGAAGAACGCAAUCUUGUCAAUGCAACCAAUGGUGUACGGAUGUACCUUGCCUUGUGAAUUUUCUUC
Ornithodoros turicata is the source of this 1564-nucleotide messenger RNA. RefSeq names its product zinc transporter ZIP13-like (gene Zip99C). Gene Ontology annotation, cellular component: membrane. The coding region runs from base 140 to 1111 and encodes 323 amino acids. The transcript has 6 exons. Gene Ontology annotation, molecular function: zinc ion transmembrane transporter activity. Lineage: Eukaryota; Metazoa; Arthropoda; Arachnida; Ixodida; Argasidae. Gene Ontology annotation, biological process: zinc ion transmembrane transport; intracellular zinc ion homeostasis. The record is from RefSeq and is a predicted model, not a curated record.